AUGAGUAGAAAAGAUCAUGCUUGGAAGUAUAGUGUUGAAAUAGAAGUGCAGGAAAAAGAUAUUAAGGGAGGGGUGAAGAGAGUGAAAGAACAUCUUGCUUGCACACACAAAGAUGUAAAACCAUGUCCUAAAGUACCUAAAGAAGUCAAGGAUGAGAUAAGUCAAUAUUUGAAAGACUAUGAAACUACAAAAUUUAUUUCUCAACGAAAGUUUGAUGAGGCGGUGGAUUGUGGAUCCUACUUUGGUGAUGGACCUAGUGGUUUUGGUAGUGGCAAUCCUUUGGAGGGCGUGAAUUCUUGUCCUAGCGGUAGUUCUAGAGGUGUUAGAGGGCCUAUGGAUCGAUUUAUGAAGAAUAAAGGAGAUGAUGAAAAUGAAAAAAAUACUGCUGCCACAAAAAUGACUCCAACGAGUGCUAAAGAGCAUCGAAAUCAAGUAUGUUUAGAUAUUGGGAGAUUCUUUUUUGAGAAUGGGAUCCCAUUUAAUUGUGCAACAAGUCCAUCAUAUUUUAAUAUGUUGCGUUCGGUUGGGAAUUAUUGUCGAGGAUUGAAAGCUCCAACAAUGCAUGAAAUGAGGACUUGGAUACUAAAAGAAGAAGAGAAGACAACAUCCGAAAUUGUGAAUGAGAUCAAAGCAACAUGGGAACGAACAGGGGUUUCAUUAUUAUCAGAUGGUUGGUCAGAUAUGAGAAAUAGGAGUCUGAUCAAUUUUCUAGUUAACAAUCCCUAUGGGAUUGUUUUUUUGAAAACUAUUGAUGCAUCAGAUUGUGUAAAAGAUGCACAAAAAUUGUUUGAAUUGCUUGAUGAUGUUGUUGAAGAAAUUGGAGAAGAUAUUGUCAUUCAGGUGGUCACAGAUAAUGCAAGUGCAUACAAGGCAGCUGGAAGAUUAUUAAUGGAGAAGAGAAAAAUGUUGUAUUGGACUCCGUGUGCUGCUCAUUGUAUUGAUUUGAUGCUUGAGAAAAUUGGAGAAUUGCCACAACAUAAAAAUUCUUUGCUUAAAGCAAAGAGAGUUAGCAAUUUCAUCCAUAACCAUCAAUGGGUGUUGAGUUUAACAAGAAAAUUUGCAAAGAAAGAUCUUCUGACCAGCUGUCACACGGUUCGCCAUUGCCUUUCUAACUUUAGAAAGUAUGCAUCAAUUGAAGCAACUACUACAAAUGAUGUUUGUUUCAAAAGAAUGGUCAAGUUGUGCAUGGGCAAAGAAACCUGA
This is a messenger RNA of Humulus lupulus (European hop), 1203 nucleotides long. RefSeq lists its product as uncharacterized. The transcript has 2 exons. NCBI's taxonomy places the organism in Eukaryota, Viridiplantae, Streptophyta, Magnoliopsida, Rosales, Cannabaceae. Bases 1 to 1203 code for a protein of 400 amino acids. The record is from RefSeq and is a predicted model, not a curated record.